CUUGUCUUGUUUCCAUCAUCGUCGGUCGGAUCGGUCACGUCAACACACGCGCUCGAUUGAACCAUAACUUUCGAAAGCAGACCGCAAAACAGCCACAUACAGUCCGACGGAGCAUCAAAUAUGGUGAAACCUCUCACCUUUAAGGGCGACAAAAAGGCCAAAAAGAGAAAACGCACAACAACCGACCAAAACGACGAUGACGUUCCAGAACGGCAAAAGAAGCAAUUCAAAGCAUCAGCCACCAGUUCCGAUAUCACCACUACUGCCGCCACCGCUUCCAAUGAAGAAAUAGAAGGCGAGGAACACGACGACAGCUGGGUAUCUGCCGACACGCCCUCCGACGUAUCUGGUCCCAUCAUGUUCGUCCUCCCGACCGAGCCUCCGACUGCGCUCGCCUGCGACGUCACGGGCAAGGUGUUUACUUUGCCCAUCGAGAAUAUUGUGGACGGCAACCCGGCGACGGCGGAACCGCACGAUGUGAGGCAGGUGUGGGUGGCGAAUAAGAUUGUGGGAACAGAGAAUCAUAGGUUUAAAGGGCAUCAUGGGAAGUACCUAAGCUGCGACAAAAUUGGUCUCUUCACCGCUAACUCCGAUGCCAUCACCUCCCUCGAAUCCUUCACCAUAAUCCCGACCUUCGACACACCUGGCACCUUCCAAAUCCAAACUUUACGGGACACAUUCUUAACAGUCCGCGCAUCGAAUUCAUCAAAAGCUAACGCGGCACCUGAGGUGCGCGGCGAUGCGACAGAGAUCUCGUUCGAUUCCACGCUGCGAAUCCGGAUGCAGGCGCGGUUCAAGCCGCGGAUCAAGGCGUCGAAGGAGGAGAAGGCGCGGGAGAAGAUUAGCCGGCGCGAGCUAGAGGAGGCCGUGGGGAGGAGAUUGGAGGAGGACGAAGUGAAGAAAUUGAAGAGGGCGAGGAGGGAGGGUAAUUAUCAUGAGGUCAUGUUAGAUUUGAAAGUGAAGGGAAAACACGACAAGUAUGGUUAAGGGAGCAGGCAGAGGUGAAGAGAGACGGGGCCUGCUGGCCACGCGCGUGCGGGGGGGGUUUUAAACCUACCUCUACGAUGGUAUGAGACUUUACACGAUACCCAAGAAAAUGUGACUUAGAUCUCAAUAGAUGGAACUCAUUGGUUGGA
Neurospora crassa OR74A is the source of this 1136-nucleotide messenger RNA. RefSeq lists its product as hypothetical. The transcript is spliced from 2 exons. Gene Ontology annotation, cellular component: catalytic step 2 spliceosome; nucleolus; striated muscle dense body. The record is from RefSeq and is a predicted model, not a curated record. The coding region runs from base 121 to 987 and encodes 288 amino acids. Lineage: Eukaryota; Fungi; Ascomycota; Sordariomycetes; Sordariales; Sordariaceae. Gene Ontology annotation, molecular function: actin filament binding.